This is a messenger RNA of Prosopis cineraria, 1065 nucleotides long. Its product is annotated as ethylene-responsive transcription factor ESR2-like. Gene Ontology annotation, biological process: regulation of DNA-templated transcription. Gene Ontology annotation, molecular function: DNA-binding transcription factor activity; DNA binding. NCBI's taxonomy places the organism in Eukaryota, Viridiplantae, Streptophyta, Magnoliopsida, Fabales, Fabaceae. The record is from RefSeq and is a predicted model, not a curated record. The transcript has a single exon. The coding region runs from base 1 to 1065 and encodes 354 amino acids.
AUGGAAGAAGCUUUCAGGCGUCUCAACGGCCUCGACUCCAACGAAUCCUUCUCCGACCACCCAAAGAAGUGCGCCUCCGCUGCCAACAAGAGGGCUUUGAGAGAUAACGGCGCCGGCGGUAUAAGGUACCGUGGAGUCAGGCGUAGGCCCUGGGGUCGUUACGCCGCCGAGAUAAGAGACCCUCUGUCAAAGGAAAGACGCUGGCUCGGUACCUUCGACACGGCUGAGGAAGCCGCUUGCGCUUACGACUGCGCCGCUCGAUCCAUGCGUGGCCUGAAAGCUCGCACCAACUUCGUCUACCCAACUUCGCCUUCUCCUCCUCCUUCUUUCAACUUUCCCAGACAAUCUCCGAUGUCGUCUGUUAAUAUUAACAAGAACCUCCUUAACCACCGCCAUGUGGGAGCUUCUAGUUGGUCCAACCCUCGUGCCUGUUCAACCCACCACCACCGGAACCCUACCUCGAAUAUGAUUAUGCACCCUGAUGUUCUCAACCCUUCUUUGGUUCCCUCUUCUUCUUCUUCUACAUCGUCCACCUGUCCCACGUGUACUUGUCUCCGAAGUUGCUGUUUGAUGAAUUCUUCUGGUGGCACUAACACUAUUAGUAGUAGCACAUGUGGGUUUGCUUCCGUUUCGAUGAACACAACCCACCAUAAUGGGAUAACUAAAAGCAAUUUUGAAGCUGAUGAUGAUCAAUUUGAGUUCUUUCCAGGACAAGCUUCAGGCUCGGGGUUGUUGGAGGAGAUAGUUCAUAAAUUCAUGUUAACUUCGAAGCCCGAGAAAUUUGAGGCUCCUACUCCAGAGUUACCCUCUCAGCCAGUGCCUGAUCCCACAUUUGAUCCAGCUUCUCAAUGCCAUAACGAAACAAAGAAAGAGUGUUUUGGUGUCUAUUUUGACGAGCCUGUAGGUUUUCUUCCCAUGCAACAUCAGAUUGAAGGUUUUGAUGAGCAGGCUAUGCAUUUUGGCAACGGUCAGUUGAUGAACCAUGCAGAUUUCUCAUUCACUCAAGAUCUUGUUCGUUACCAAGAGAUUCUUAAUGCCUUUGCAGCCAGCGUCCAAAACGCUUAA